AUGGAGCGGGUCCUCACUGCUGUCCUGCUGUCCCUCCUCCCGGGAGCCCUUCAGGGGAGCGAGAGCCCCCCAGCUCUCUUGUCGAUUCUUCCCCCAACAGGUGCCAGCGGGAUGAGCCUGGAUUCAGUGUGUGGACGUUCACACGUGUCUGGCCGCAUCGUGUCUGGCCAGGAUGCCCAGCUGGGUGAGUGGCCAUGGCAGGUCAGCCUGAGGGAGGCUGGCGAGCAUGUGUGUGGGGGAUCCCUGAUCGCCAAGGACUGGGUGCUGACCGCAGCCCACUGCUUCAGCCGGAACCAGCCCCUGUCUGUCUAUACCGUACUACUGGGCUCCAUCUCCUCCUACCCCAAGCCCGGAGAGCCCGGGGAGCUCCGGGAUGUGGCCCAGUUCAUCGUGUACCCAAGCUACUCGGAGGAGACUGGCAGCGGGGACAUUGCCCUGGUGCAGCUGGCCUCGUCUGUCACUUUCAGCGACCUCAUCCUUCCAGUCUGCCUCCCCAAACCUGGAGACCCCCUGGGGCCCGACACCUGGUGCUGGGUCACUGGCUGGGGGCAUGUUGGCACCAAUCAAGCGCUCCCACCUCCCUUCACCCUGAAGGGCGUGGAGUUGCCCCUCAUUGAUGCCCAGACCUGCGACGCCUACUACCAUGAGGGUACUGGCAUCCCCAGCCUGGAGCCCGUCAUCUUUGAUGACAUGCUCUGUGCAGGCUUUGAGAACGGCCAGAAGGACGCCUGCCAGGGUGACUCCGGAGGCCCACUGGUCUGUGAUACUGGUGGUGUCUGGACCCAGGCAGGGGUGGUGAGUUGGGGAUCCUACUGCGGCCUCCCCAGGAAGCCAGGUGUGUACACCAAUGUCACCGUCUACGCCAUGUGGAUUGUUCGCACAGUGUGGAAUCAAGACUCUAACAGAAGUUCCUUUCCAAGCCUUGCAGGGACCUUUUUCUCUGACCUGUCGCUGCUUCUGGGCCUACUGGGUGGGAUCCUGGUCUCCCUGGGGCUUGCAUAG
Carlito syrichta (Philippine tarsier) is the source of this 1002-nucleotide messenger RNA. RefSeq names its product serine protease 33-like. Gene Ontology annotation, molecular function: serine-type endopeptidase activity. The transcript is spliced from 5 exons. The record is from RefSeq and is a predicted model, not a curated record. The coding region runs from base 1 to 1002 and encodes 333 amino acids. Lineage: Eukaryota; Metazoa; Chordata; Mammalia; Primates; Tarsiidae. Gene Ontology annotation, biological process: proteolysis.